This is a messenger RNA of Aspergillus tanneri, 1332 nucleotides long. RefSeq lists its product as uncharacterized. The coding region runs from base 1 to 1332 and encodes 443 amino acids. The record is from RefSeq and is a predicted model, not a curated record. The transcript is spliced from 2 exons. Lineage: Eukaryota; Fungi; Ascomycota; Eurotiomycetes; Eurotiales; Aspergillaceae.
AUGACCUGGGCAAUUGAACUAGCAGGAUCCCUAUUCACUGGUUGGAUCUCGUCCUGCUUGUUCUGCCCUAUCUUGAGUGAUGAUGAGAGCUCCCAUCAUCGGCAGUCGAUGGAGCAGAAGGGUGCCGAACGAGAAAUGAAAAUAUGUCACACGCAACCUUACCUCGUUCCUCCGAUGACACUUCCUGUUCCCGACAACCAGCCUAGCUCGUCUGUUCCUUCGAGGAUCGUCAAUGGCCGCACUCGAGUAUCACGAGCAUCUAGCCGGGCUAGCAUGUCGUUCAGGAGGAAGUCGAUGACCGCUGCAACGUUGAGAAUCAGCGCCCCGUCCGAAUUCAGACGAGUUCCCACGUUGUCCAUACCGGUGGAGGCAGAACCAUUUCGUCCGCUGGAGUUGUCCUUCACUCAUUUGCCAGAACUCCCCAAUUUUGAGGAAUUUAGCCUUGACAACGACGAUAUCCAUCCUCCAGUGCCUCUGGCCCGACCCCCAAAGGCUUCGCUCUCGCGUCACUCACGCACGCGAUCUCAUCGCACUUCGUCUUCCUUCCAUCUGCCACGCAAGCCCGUGAGGUCUGGAUCCUUUCGCUCCUCGCUGGCGACACUAGAGCAGCCCUUUGAGAAGCCCCCUCCCAUUCCCUCGAAUCCUCUUGUACCACACUUUUCGUCCCCUUCUGCAGUCGUUAGCCUGAAUACGAGAGUUUCUGCUCCCACACAACAGCCAGACUCGGCGCCCCCUUUGAAGAGCGAGCCCAUCAAGGACCCCAAGAACGAACUCCCCGCUCUCUCUAGGGCUUUCACCUUGCAGGACAGGCCAUUACCUCCAAUUCCCAUCGAGGAUGACUCCUCAGACCUAUCUUCAGCGCGCAGAGAACCCCGUACCCCGGUGACACCACCUGGGAAUGCCCACACCAACAUCAGCAAUAACACCCCGCCUCGCUCCGGCCGUGUGGCCCAAUGGCUGCUUCAAACCAGUAACAAGGGCUUAUUCUUUCCUUCGGGCUCAAUCACAAAUCCCUGGAAACCCUCUGAAAAGAACCCCUUCCGAUUGCGCUCCCGCACUCUCAGCGGCUCGACGCUUGCAUCGUCCAUCACCAGCCUGACCAGUAGCCUAGGGUUCAAGACCACCCCCUCCGAACCCGUUAACACGACGACCAUUUUACACCCGUCCAACAUAGACGGCCGCAUGGAGAAAGAAUUAGAAUUCCCUCUGUCCAAGCCGUCGAUGGAUAAUCCGUACCCAACCAUCCAUGAGAGCCAGCACCAGGAGAGCGACAAUUUCUCGUUUAAUUAUUACGAAAAUUAUCGUCACUCGGCUGUGGGGUUGGCUUUUUAG